UGCAGGUCGGUGUUGGCCGGUUAGUUGCGUGCGUGCAGUUUUCGGAGCAGCGAUGAUAACGCUUCUGUUGCUGGGUUUUGGCGCCCUGUCGCUGUACCUGUACUGCAAGAUCAAGUUUAAGUUUGCGGAAAAGAUUCCGUGCGUCGAGCCGCUGCAUCCGAUUUUCGGCAAUGGGCUGGAGUUUGCGCAGAAAAAUUCGUACGAAAUUUUCAAAAGUCUCACGCGUGCCUACAAGGAUAAUAAGCGCAUCUUCAAGCUGUGCUUCGGACCGAUCCCGGUCAUCUGCCCGACGCAUCCGGAUCUGAUACAGAAAAUUAUGACCGAGCAGGCGAGCAUGGACAAACCGUUCGUGUACGACUUUAUGCGCGUGGACCACGGAUUGCUAACGGCGCAGUAUGACGAAUGGCGCGUGCAUCGGAAGGCACUGAAUCCAACGUUCAACACGCGCAUCCUGAACAGCUUCAUACCGAUCUUCACCGACUGUGUGGCGAAAAUGAUCGCCAACAUGGAGAAGCACGCUGGGGACGAAAAACCGAUCAAUGUGCUCGAGUUCACCUCGCCCUGUACGCUGGAAAUGAUCUGUCGCACUUCACUCGGCGGGAAGGUGCUGGAACGGGAAGGCAAGCAAGAGUUUAUCGAAGGGCUGGAAAUUAUCCUUCACAAUGUAGGCCUUCGUAUGUUCAACGCAAAUCUCUACCCCGACAUUGUGUACAGGAACACCCGCUUCUACAAAGCGGAAAUGGACGCCCGCAAGAUAUGCUACGCUUUUACGGACAAGGUAAUUCGCGAGAAGCGUGCCAAGUUUGAGGAGAAGCUGCGCAACGCGGUCGACAGCAAUAACAACAGCACGACGGCCGACGAAAAUGGCAACGUCGUCUUCGCCGACGAAGAAGACGAUAUGCUGAGCUACAAGAAGCCCCAGAUCUUUGUCGACCAGCUGCUAACCAUACCGAACGAUGGUAAACCGUUUACGCACGAGGAAAUUACCGAUCACAUCUACACCAUGAUUGCAGCAGGCAAUGAAACAUCCGCCACCCAGGCAGCUCAUGCCUGCCUGCUACUGGCCAUGCAUCCCGAGAUACAGGACCGAGCGGCGGCCGAGAUUCGCGAGCUGCUGGCCGAUGACGUCGAGUACACGCACGAAACACUGAAGCAGAUGGAAUAUCUGGAGCGCGUGAUCAAGGAAUCACAGCGGCUCUGCCCGGUGGCGGCCGUGUACGGGCGCAAAACGAUCGGCACAAUCCAGCUGGAUGAGUACGUCAUCCCGAAAGGAUUCAUCCUGCUGCUGAACGUGUUUGCGCUGCACCGUCAGAAAGAGUUCUGGGGCCCGAACGCGGACAAGUUCGAUCCGGACCACUUCCUGCCGGAGCGCGUCAAGGCACGCCAUCCGUACGCAUACCUGCCGUUCAGUGGCGGUCCACGCGGCUGCAUAGGUAGCCGCUACGCAAUGAUGAGCCUGAAGAUUAUACUGUCGCAGAUACUGAAAAACUAUCGGCUCACCACCGACAUACCGUACGAAAAGAUGGACUUUAAGUUCAAGGUCUCGAUGCAUCUGUCCUUCGAGCAUUUGGUCAGGCUGGAACCGCGGGUCUAGUAGUGUUUCUAGGGUCGUGCCAACCAUUCUAAGAAUUUGCUCAUCACUUUCGACUCGCACUCGACCAUGACACUCGUGUGUGUGUGUGCCUUAGUGAAACUUUAUGCUUGAUAAAUGCGUAAAAUCGAAUAAUACUGUUUUGACGCUUCUGGAACAGACGAUACCGCGGCGAAACAAUCAACCUAGACGAGCAUAAUCAUGUUAUAGUUGCAACGAAACGCCAUGUAGUGAGUGGGUGUUCGUAUAACUUCCCCCUAGCAGUACAUGCGCUUUCAAUGCAGUCGAAUGAAAAUUAUACACCCAGAUGGAAGGCGCGAACGUGCGUUGUGUUUAUUGUUCAAUGCUUUUUUCUGUUACAAUCUUCAUUUGUGUAAGUGUGAGCAACACGCAACAGAAUGCGGCUUCAACUCACACAACCGGACCCAAAUGGAUUAGAUCAUUCUAUGAUUGAGCAUUCUGUGUUUACAAAAACGGAACAGAUUCGUUAUCAAAAUCGGAAAUAAGUCGGAGCAACAGAUUUCAAUGUUUGGGUUGCGUGUACUUCCGAUAAUAAGAUAAUGAGAUGCGACUUCCUUGUGAUGAUUGUGAUAUUAUUUUUUGCAAAAAAAGCUCGUUCACCUUGUUUUGGUCGAAAUGUAGAGUGAAUAUAUUGGAAAACAAACGAAACUGUACCUAUCUUUAUACAGAAUCAAUAAAAAUAUAUUUUAAAAAUACAUCA
Anopheles merus is the source of this 2312-nucleotide messenger RNA. RefSeq names its product cytochrome P450 4c21-like. The record is from RefSeq and is a predicted model, not a curated record. The coding region runs from base 53 to 1594 and encodes 513 amino acids. The transcript has 5 exons. Lineage: Eukaryota; Metazoa; Arthropoda; Insecta; Diptera; Culicidae. Gene Ontology annotation, molecular function: heme binding; iron ion binding; oxidoreductase activity, acting on paired donors, with incorporation or reduction of molecular oxygen.